Nasonia vitripennis (jewel wasp) is the source of this 1801-nucleotide messenger RNA. RefSeq lists its product as uncharacterized. NCBI's taxonomy places the organism in Eukaryota, Metazoa, Arthropoda, Insecta, Hymenoptera, Pteromalidae. The transcript has 5 exons. The coding region runs from base 540 to 1073 and encodes 177 amino acids. The record is from RefSeq and is a predicted model, not a curated record.
CGCUAUAGCGAGCGCGAGCGCUGAACCUCGUAGCGAACGAGCGGCGUAUAACUUUCACUGCCCGCUGCGAAGGCUGGCUCUCGAGGUGUGCACGAGGAGGCAGAGACUUGGCGCGCGCGCGCCUUCGAAUCAUUCGCAGUCAUUCUACAGCAUCGAAAGGCCGCUGCUCGUGAGGCCCGUCACAACAACAACGAACGUACACACUAUUCCGGAUCAAGUUUUCUGAUCAAGCACUUUUCUGAAGAGGUCUUCGCAAAGUAUACACUCAUACACGCCGAGAGCAGUUGCAGCAGUCGGGAGGUACGUAAGGUGAGCGGCACCGGGCGACGUAUAGGAAGCCGGCUUCGAAGAAAGUGGAAGUGGGAAAGAGAGUGAGAGUGAGCCUGAGCCGGUCUGGUGCACGCAAGAACAGCAGCAGACUCGCGUAUCGUCGCGGCAGAUCCGGAAGGAACAGCCACUCGAGUGCGCGCUGCAACGCCGCUGUGCGAAUCCUUUCUUCGUCAUUGUCACGAGUCAAACACAUCGGCACGGCCACAAUCAUGAUAGACACCGGAACAGUACGUUUAGUGAUACUGUUUGGUAUGUUCCUGUAUUUCGCCGGUGACUACAACACGGUGAUACAGUCGAUUUGGGGCAACAAUGGCGAAGAUGCAAAUCAAACGGACUCCGAACUAAAAAGGCUACCAGAGGGACCGCCCAAGGAUGGACUGCACCUGGAAAGGAUGGUCUUCGCUGCAGCGAAAAAAACCAUGGAUGAAGAGGACAAUGCUAUCACGAGACGCGCCAAGAUGAUGACGACAAUCAAGACAGCCUGUUUGCCGAAACUCAUUUGCGAGUUGACGUCUAUCGCGCACCAAGACCAGCUGAGCGAAAUGGAACGGUCGCUACUGAACUUAAUCAGAGACACGAGUCUAAGCACUAUGGCGGAGGUAGCCUCGAGAUACCACUUUGCAGCGCACAUGGGUCAAUUAAUAUCGGGUAUUGAGGGACAGGGUUGUCACAACUUCUACCCAACCUGCCCGUUACCUGGUACUAGUGUCCUCAACAUGAUGAAGAAGAUACGACUACGUUGAAGAGAAUACAAAAGACUGUUGGCUCUAAUUUCUGAGAAGUGGUUUUGCAUAUUUUUAAGGGAUGAUUGAUUGUGAAGCUUCAAGACUAGCAACAAGAAAAUGUUAGCAAAAAAAGCGUAAGGCUUUGUAAACUGUUGACGUGAUUUGGUACUUAGGACUAUGUUUAUAAGCAUCUGUGAUAUACCCUUCUGAAUACUUGCGAAUUGUUUUUGCGAUCAAAAACAUAUACUAAGAAUUUUCUACGUAAAUCACUCCAAGUGAACGUUAUAUAGUAUGUAAUAAUUAGGUUAAUAAUCUUGUACAUAUUUUGAAUGAUCACAAAAUGUUUGAGAAACAGUAAUAUAGUGGCGAUAUUAUAACUAUUUCGAUCCUAGUCGAAAUUUAUAAUAUUUGUAAGUGCUUUACAUUUAAGAAUUUUACUAUAUGAGCGAUCUAGAAUUACAUAAAUCACUAAAGUUUUAUAAAACUUUACUCUAUAAGAUAAAAUAACCUGUAAUUAUAAAAAAGUCAUUUCCAAAAUUUGUUUGUAAUAAUUGUGGCUUUCAUCUAGAUCAACAAACAAUAGCUAUUUAAUAAAAUUAUUUAGAAAAAAAUUCAAUAACUUUGUACAAAAUUAUAUUAGAAAAAAUCUGUCACGCUAUAGUGGAACGAAGCAACUAACCGAUGUUGACCGAUCAACUGCUUAUAGUAAAAUAAAGUAGUCUUUUACUGACCUGUCUAUUAUGAAA